Episyrphus balteatus (marmalade hoverfly) is the source of this 939-nucleotide messenger RNA. It is a transcript of the gene Arpc3A, whose product is annotated as actin-related protein 2/3 complex subunit 3. Gene Ontology annotation, biological process: regulation of actin filament polymerization; Arp2/3 complex-mediated actin nucleation. Lineage: Eukaryota; Metazoa; Arthropoda; Insecta; Diptera; Syrphidae. Gene Ontology annotation, molecular function: actin filament binding. Bases 115 to 645 code for a protein of 176 amino acids. The record is from RefSeq and is a predicted model, not a curated record. The transcript is spliced from 4 exons. Gene Ontology annotation, cellular component: cytoskeleton; Arp2/3 protein complex.
AAAAAAAAAUCGCUAUUAUCUAGAAAAUAUCUUUUCAAUUUAUAACAGAGUUUAAUUUUAUAAAUUAAAAUUAAUUUAAUUUUAAAUUUUUAACCAAACAAUAAAGUAUUCAAGAUGCCGGCCUAUCAUUCCCAAAUCAAAGAAUAUAAGCAAUCAGUUGGUAAUAUGGCCAUUCUUCCAUUGCGUACUCAAUCCCGUGGUCCAGCUCCAAGUGCAAACAUCGAAACCGAUAUAAUCGAUGAGUCACUGUACUACUUUAAAGCAAAUGUAUUUUUUCGGACAUACGAAGUAAAGAACGAAAUCGACCGAGUUCUUAUCUACAUUACUCUUUACAUCACUGAGUGUUUGAAAAAGCUUCAAAGAUGUUCAAGUAAAAGCCAGGGACAGCAAGAAAUGUACAGUCUUGCUAUUUCCAAAUUCGAUCUCCCAGGUGAUGCAGGAUUUCCAUUAAAUUCUGUUUAUGCCAAGCCAUCUGGACCAGGUGAUGCAGAUCUUAUGAGACAGUAUUUACUUCAGCUGCGCCAUGAAACAGGCAGUAGAGUAUGCGACAAAGUAUUCUCAGAUGAUGGCAAACCAAAUAAAUGGUGGACUUGCUUUGCCAAAAAGAAGUUCAUGGAAAAGUCACUUUCUGGACCAGGCCAGUAAUUAACUAAUUUUCUUUCUUUUUUUUACUAUUAAAGUUAUACAAUAUUCAAAAAACGUAUUAAACAAGUUUUAAAUUGGAAACACCAACAAAAUUGUUUUAUUUGACUAAAGACAAAUAUUUUUUAAAGUUAAGGGGUUCUUCAAGCUUUUAUUAUUCUUUCCAUAAUAUUUUUUGGUUAUUUAUCAUUAUCACUUAAACCAUUCAUUAUUUGCCCUUUAUAUUAAGUUAACAAGUUUAACGAUAUAGAUGAUCAGCUUGCAAAUUGGAAGCGAUUUCAGACUCCCAUUUGUCAC